Messenger RNA from Aspergillus tanneri, 1425 nucleotides. It is a transcript of the gene cit1, whose product is annotated as citrate (Si)-synthase CIT1. The coding region runs from base 1 to 1425 and encodes 474 amino acids. Lineage: Eukaryota; Fungi; Ascomycota; Eurotiomycetes; Eurotiales; Aspergillaceae. Gene Ontology annotation, biological process: carbohydrate metabolic process; citrate metabolic process; tricarboxylic acid cycle. Gene Ontology annotation, cellular component: mitochondrial matrix. The record is from RefSeq and is a predicted model, not a curated record. The transcript has 8 exons.
AUGGCCUCUACAUUGAGAAUCGGAACCUCUGCUCUUCGUUCCACUGCUCUUGCCGGCAAGCCGGUCUUCCAGUCCGUCGCCUUCAAUGGUUUGCGCUGCUAUUCUACCGGCAAGGCCAAGUCUCUCAGGGAGACCUUCGCUGAUAAGCUCCCCUCAGAGAUCGAAAAGGUGAAAAAGCUCAGAAAGGAACAUGGUCAUAAGGUUAUCGGCGAGGUCACCCUUGAUCAGGCUUACGGUGGUGCCCGUGGUAUCAAGGCCUUGGUGUGGGAGGGCUCGGUUUUGGACUCCGAGGAAGGUAUUCGUUUCCGUGGCCGAACUAUCCCGGAAUGCCAGGAGCUUCUUCCCAAGGCCCCCGGUGGCGAGGAGCCUCUUCCCGAAGGACUUUUCUGGCUCCUCUUGACCGGUGAAGUCCCCUCCGAGCAGCAGGUUCGCGACCUGUCUGCUGAAUGGGCUGCUCGUUCUGACCUUCCCAAAUUCAUCGAGGAGCUCAUCGACCGCUGCCCCAGCACUCUGCACCCCAUGGCCCAGUUCUCUCUGGCUGUUACCGCCCUUGAACACGAGUCCGCCUUCGCCAAGGCCUAUGCAAAGGGUAUUAACAAGAAGGAGUAUUGGACCUACACCUUCGAGGACUCCAUGGAUCUCAUUGCUAAGCUGCCCACCAUUGCUGCGAAAAUCUAUCGUAAUGUCUUCAAGGAUGGCAAGGUCGCUCCUAUCCAGAAGGACAAGGAUUACUCUUUCAACUUGGCCAACCAACUCGGCUUCGGCGGUAACAAGGAUUUCGUUGAGCUGAUGCGGUUGUACCUAACCAUUCACUCCGACCAUGAGGGUGGUAAUGUGAGCGCCCACACGACCCACCUUGUCGGCAGUGCUCUGAGCUCUCCCAUGCUCUCUUUGGCUGCUGGUCUGAAUGGAUUGGCUGGUCCUCUUCACGGAUUGGCCAACCAGGAGGUGCUUAACUGGCUCACCAAGAUGAAGGCCAGCAUUGGCAACGACCUCAGCGACCAGGCCAUCAAGGAUUAUCUGUGGUCUACCCUGAACGCUGGCCAAGUCGUUCCUGGCUAUGGCCAUGCAGUUCUCCGUAAGACGGAUCCUCGUUACGUCUCCCAGCGCGAGUUUGCCCUUCGCAAGCUCCCUGAUGACCCUAUGUUCAAGCUGGUUAGCCAGGUCUACAAGAUCGCUCCUGGUGUCUUGACCGAGCAUGGCAAGACCAAGAACCCCUUCCCUAACGUUGACGCCCACUCCGGUGUUCUCUUGCAGUACUAUGGCCUGACUGAGGCCAACUACUACACCGUUCUGUUUGGUGUCUCCCGUGCUCUUGGUGUCCUGCCUCAGUUGAUCAUCGACCGUGCUCUGGGUGCCCCGAUUGAGCGUCCCAAGAGUUUCAGCACCGAAGCCUACGCCAAGCUUGUCGGUGCUAAGCUGUGA